AUGGAUGAUGAGAACAUGGAAGAGGCAAUUAACAUGGAUGAAUUUAGUAACGCCAUCACAUCCCUUUGGUGGGAUGCCGAAAACUGCAGACUUCCCCGUGACGCUAAAGCAAGCAAUAUAGUGCCUAAUAUUGCUUCAAAUCUGGCUGAUAUCGGCUUAACUGGGCCACUAUCUAUGUAUAUUUAUGGCAACAUUCUUCCACACGUUGAUCGUAAUGGCAAUCAUAAAGGCUUUACGAGUAAACAACAUGUGGAUCUCUUCGCCUCCUCGUGUGUUUCUUUCCAACAUGUUCCUGGGGAUAAUAAUAAAGCAGAUUCUACUGAUAAGAGAAUGAUACUUGGCAUGAUGAAUUGGGGAUACCACCACUCUCCACCUGCCAAUUAUGUUAUAAUAUCCGGAGACGGUGAUUUUUCUUAUACGGUUCAUAAUCUUAGAAUGAUGAAAUACAAGGUACUUCUUAUUCAACCAAAGGUAGCUGUGGAUACUUUAGUAGCGUCUACGCAGACGGUUUAG
This is a messenger RNA of Vicia villosa (hairy vetch), 513 nucleotides long. RefSeq lists its product as uncharacterized. The coding region runs from base 1 to 513 and encodes 170 amino acids. Gene Ontology annotation, molecular function: RNA nuclease activity. Gene Ontology annotation, biological process: regulation of gene expression. NCBI's taxonomy places the organism in Eukaryota, Viridiplantae, Streptophyta, Magnoliopsida, Fabales, Fabaceae. The record is from RefSeq and is a predicted model, not a curated record. Gene Ontology annotation, cellular component: peroxisome. The transcript has 2 exons.